CAAGAUGGUGAAUCGUUCAGCAUUUCUACGUUAAUAAUGCCAGUGAUAAUGAUAGAUUUGUCACAAAUAUUUACAAAAGCUUGACAAAACACAACAGAAGCUUAAAUAUUAGAGCUAAAAACUGCCAAAUUGUACAAUUUCCUUCCCCAAUUCGCGUUAAAUCAAUCAAUACGACUUUUAUUCUGAAAAGUCGGACCGGAUGUUGACAUGCAACUACUGCUAGCUUACUUUGGUAACUCCAGGAGACUCAGUUUUGUUGCAAAUUGAACAAUAAAAGUUUACAAUAUGGGGAGAUAUAAAUGUGCAUACAACUGCGAAAGCUCCAGCGAUUCAGAUUUAAAGUUCUUUAAGUUUCCUCUGUAUAACCCCCGAAAACUGAAGAAAUGGCUCAACAACAUGAAGUGGGACGACUGGACUCCGACCCGCUUCUCUGUGCUGUGCAGCAAUCACUUUGAAGAGCAGUACAUCGACAGGACAGGGAAAAGUGUGACACUCAAAGACAAUGCAAUCCCCACCAUAUUUAAUUCUUCUGAUGCCACACAGAAAACUAAGACUUCUGCUAACACAAGAAGUAAACAAAACAAGCCACCUGCCGUCAAAGCCACACAGAUGAUCUCAACACAGUCACAAACAACCGAUACAUCCACAGCAAAUCCCAGCAUCCAGAACGAAGAGUCCAGCCUGACAGAGGAGCCUUCAGGGGUCACAGAGCAGAGUGAGACUGAAAGAUGGAGGAUUAUAGUUGAUGAAGGACUGUCGACGAUCGAGUCAUUUCCACAUUUCUUCCACGGGGAUUAUUGUGUUCCACAGCGGGACAUUCAGUGGGCUCCAGAUUACAAUGCAGAAUGCAGAGAUCCUGAAAAGCUGAUAGAGGUGACAGAGCCGUGGCAGUGGCUCGGUCUGGAUGUCAGAGGACCCUUACCUGAGACACUGAACGGACACAGAUACAUGUUGACUUUGACAGACUACUACUCUAAGUGGGUCGAAGCUCUGCCCAUGGACGCUCUCCUCCCUGAACAUGUGGCCAAGCACAUCACGGAAAUCAUAGACCACUUUGGAUUCCCGCUCAGGGUCCUCUCCAGACUGCCGCAGGACAUGGUUCAGAAAAUUAACUCCGAACUGAAAGAACAGCUGAAGGUCACUGCUUCUCUUGUCAUCCAUCAUCAGCAGACGGGCUCAGCUGAUCUGAUCACAGAGCAGCUGAUCGACAGAAUGGUCAAUGAGCUCGUAGAGGAGCACACACCUGACUGGGACGUCUACCUGCCUGCAAAAGUCUUCAGCCUGUGCUUCACAGAGCACUCGCAGACGAAGGAGAGACCGUUCUCCGUGCUCUGCUGUAAGGAACUGGAGCCGAUCAAAUCUCCCAGAGGACUGGAUUGUGCAGAUUCCAAGAUCCAAGAGAGCGCUUUCGUGGUGAGAUGGAGCGGGGUCAUUUAAUCAGGAGUUCCUCUGACUUUGUCGUGGAUUGUCAAGGACAAGAGCUAAAAUUUGACUCUACAUCACAGUGAGAGCCAGGAUUACCAACAUGAGGACACUGUUGUCAGGACACAUGGCGGAUAAAAGUCCUCAGCCUUUACUUCUCCCAGUGACUCAACUCAUUUUCAGCCUGUUGAAUUAAAAGUCAUUUUAACCCAAGUUUCAACUCUUUACAAAUGCAUUUUCAGUAUUGUGGUUUUUUUUUUAAAGAUAACAUUGUCCCACAAUAAACUGUCUCUGUUUACAUUUCCAGACUAAGCCCCCUGACAAUCCAACUACUGCACUUGGGAAUUAGGAAAUGUGAGGCUGCUGCAUCUGAAUGUUUUAGCUGUUUCAAGCCUUUAAAAUGUAAAACACAUCAUUAAACAAGAAUGUAAUAAAACUGAUUUGAUGCAAUAACAGAA
Messenger RNA from Notolabrus celidotus (New Zealand spotty), 1880 nucleotides. RefSeq lists its product as uncharacterized. Gene Ontology annotation, biological process: DNA integration. Lineage: Eukaryota; Metazoa; Chordata; Actinopteri; Labriformes; Labridae. Gene Ontology annotation, molecular function: nucleic acid binding. The record is from RefSeq and is a predicted model, not a curated record. The transcript is spliced from 12 exons. The coding region runs from base 286 to 1437 and encodes 383 amino acids.